This is a messenger RNA of Equus quagga, 958 nucleotides long. RefSeq names its product ADP ribosylation factor like GTPase 2 (gene ARL2). NCBI's taxonomy places the organism in Eukaryota, Metazoa, Chordata, Mammalia, Perissodactyla, Equidae. The transcript is spliced from 5 exons. Gene Ontology annotation, molecular function: GTPase activity; GTP binding. The coding region runs from base 74 to 628 and encodes 184 amino acids. Gene Ontology annotation, biological process: protein folding. The record is from RefSeq and is a predicted model, not a curated record. Gene Ontology annotation, cellular component: microtubule cytoskeleton; cytoplasm.
AUAGCCAAUAGGAGCAGGGCGAGGGGUCCCGGGACUGGGAAGAAACGGCGGCCGGGAGGGGGCUCCGGGGACCAUGGGGCUUCUGACCAUUCUGAAGAAGAUGAAGCAGAAAGAGCGGGAGCUGCGUCUUCUCAUGCUAGGUCUGGACAAUGCUGGCAAAACCACCAUCCUCAAGAAGUUCAAUGGGGAGGACAUCGACACCAUCUCCCCGACACUGGGCUUCAACAUCAAGACCCUGGAGCACCGGGGAUUCAAGCUGAACAUCUGGGAUGUGGGUGGCCAGAAGUCCCUGCGGUCCUACUGGCGGAACUACUUCGAGAGCACCGAUGGCCUCAUCUGGGUGGUGGACAGUGCCGACCGCCAGCGCAUGCAGGACUGCCAGCGGGAGCUCCAGAGCCUUUUGGUGGAGGAGCGCUUGGCCGGGGCGACCCUCCUCAUCUUUGCCAACAAGCAAGACCUGCCCGGAGCGCUGUCCUCUAACACCAUCCGCGAGGCCCUGGAGCUGGACUCCAUCCGCAGCCACCACUGGUGCAUCCAGGGCUGCAGCGCCGUCACCGGGGAGAACCUGCUGUCCGGCAUCGACUGGCUCCUGGAUGACAUCUCCAGCCGCAUCUUCACGGCCGACUGAGUGGCUCCAGCUGCCCCCCCACCUCGCAGUCCAGGCCCCCCCCCCACCAGGCCCUCAGCAAGCACCAUCCAUGGCGGGUGGGAGUCCACCAGCCCGACUAACCUUCCUCGUCCUCCUCGAACCUACUGCUGCCACUGCUCCCCACGGCCAGCUGGCUCCCGUGGCGGGAGGCUGCCACCCCGGCUGUCACCCUGCCCCUGCCCCGGCUCACCUGCAGCCACUAUACCCAGAGGAGAGGGCUGGGGCCGGGAGGGGGCUGCCUCUGCUGCUCUCGAGGCUGUGGGCCUCGUCCUUUGCUCAGCUGUGAGAAUAAACCAUUCUUUGCCCCAA